Molecule: messenger RNA, 2607 nt
Organism: Sodiomyces alkalinus F11
Lineage: Eukaryota; Fungi; Ascomycota; Sordariomycetes; Glomerellales; Plectosphaerellaceae
Product: MFS general substrate transporter
Exons: 2
Coding region: 366-2192 (608 amino acids)
Biological process (GO): transmembrane transport
Molecular function (GO): transmembrane transporter activity
Source: RefSeq, a predicted model, not a curated record
GACAUCCUCGACCGAGUUCUCCUAGCUCCAAGAAGAAAAGGAAGGCUGGUCGAUUUUUAUUUUCAUGAAAGUCCUUGCUCGAUUUCGCCUCCGUCGACCCCAACUCAAUCUACGUUUCCUUUGCUCAUCUACGUCACUCCUUCGCAAGACCGACUCGAACCCUUCGCUGAGCCCCUCCGAUCGACCUCGACCGCGACCAAUUUUCUGUUGUUUUUUCUCCCAAACAAACGAUAAACAUCACCUCUAUACACUCUUACACGGUCCCCUGUUGCCGUCGCCACUAUCUGUAUCGUCCUCGCCGAUGCCCGGCACGAAGCUCUACCUUCCCUCCAACAUAGCAAGAGACAACACAAUAUAUACAAGCCAUGAGACCUAGCGGUCGACCCAACCUGCGUCGCAUAGCGGCUGGCUCCCGGGUUGGCUCUUUCCACGCCGGUGAGCCCAUGCCGAGCUUCGAAGGCGGUCGUCACGCCCGUCCUAUCAUCAGUCGCGAAUCCACAUAUCGAUACCAGACCUUUCCGCUUCCUUCUCCCAAGACUCCCGGUGCGCGGUCCGCGAGGCUAGGGGAUGAGGGCGUCUCCUCCGGCCGCCAGUCGCCCCACGAGGAGACCCCGCUACCUAUCCGCCAGCUUGGUCUCCUCGCCAUCCUCUCCCUCGCCGAGCAGACUGCCCUCAACUCCAUCUCCCCGUACCUACCUCAGAUGGUCGAGUCCUUCCCGGAGGUUGGAGAGAAUGAAGCCGGCCUCUACGUCGGUAUCCUCGCUUCCUCCUUCGCCCUCGCCCAGCUGUCCACCAACCUUCUCUGGGGCUACCUGUCCGACCUUGUCGGCCGGAAGCUCACCAUGGUCCUCGGUACCUUCCUCCUCAUGGGCUGUUUCAUCGCCUUCGGCUUCUGCCGGUCCUACUGGCAGGUCGUCGUCGUUCACGUCGCCAUGGGCCUGCUCAACGGCAACGCCGCCGUCGUCCCCACCGUCCUCGGCGAGGUCACCGACCGCUCCAACCAGAGCCGCGCCUUCACCUGGCUCCCCGUCAUCUACUCCCUUGGCAGCAUUACCGGCCCGGCCGUCGGCGGCCUGCUCGUCGGCAAAUUCGACCAUUCAUACCCGUAUCUCGCCCCCAACCUUGUCAGCGCCAUGCUGCUCCUUUUCAGCGUCGUAGUCGUGACCCUCUUUUUCGAGGAAACCCUCGAGAGCUUCGACGGGCUGCAUAUAGAGACAUGGGUUCCCCAAUGGCUUCAGAGGGCGUGGGCUAAGACUUGGCGUCCCUCGGAGCCGCCCCGUCGGAACAGUUGGAGCUCUCGCUGGCCCCGCCGAGGCGUGCGUCCUGUGAUCAGGUAUGACGACUAUGAUGAGGAAGACGACUUCGAUGAAGAGGAGGACCAAGACCAAGGGGAAUCACAUGAGUCUCGGGGACUUUUGCAUCCCAACACGGCGAAUGGAAACCCCGACGACGACAAGGAUGACGAGCACACCACGUGGCGCCAACUGCUCGACCGCAACACCGUCCUCGUUCUCCUUACCUACCUCGUCUUCCAGUUGGCCAACAUCUCCUUCAACGGCCUCUACCCCAUCUUCGCCGACGCCAAACCUCCUACCGGCCGCAACCUGUCGCCCGGAAUCAUUGGCACCAUUCUCAGCGUGGCUGGGGUGGCCACCAUCGUGUUCCAGGCCUUCAUCUUCCAGCACGUUAAGACGCAUCUGGGGAACCUCGGGACCUACCGCAUCGCUCUGUGCGGUCUUGCCGUCAGCAUGACCCUCAUGCCCUGGGUAGGCUACCGGGACGACGAACCACCUCUGGGCAUCGGCACGGGACAGGGUUGGCUGUACGCCGAGCUCGUGUCUGUCCUGAUCAUCAAGAAUAUCUGCGCUGUGGGAGGGCUGUCGUCCGUAAUGUUGCUGAUCACCAACUGCGCUCCGAACAACGGCACGCUCGGCACGCUCAACGGAAUGGCUCAGAGCUUGUCCGCUGCCGGUCGCAGCGUUGGUCCUUUCCUGUCCGGCGCCCUGUUCACGCUUUCCAUGGAUGUGCAACCGAAAGGGGAGGCUCUUGUCUGGGGCAUCUUCGGCGGUGUUGCCUUUGUGGGCUGGCUCUGUUCCAUGCUCAUCAAGAACAGAGGGCUCGAAAGCGAUGACUGGGUGGGGAACGAGGACGACGAGGACGACGACUCGAUAGACGACGAAAGCCAGUUAUAGGGUGCCCUUCGCGCACAGAAACCGACUGAGUUCCAUUAUUGGGAUGUACUUUUAUAAGGGAGGAAUUGAAACGAGACGUGUCUCUGUACGCAUUUGCUUUACACGGCGUUUGAACCGGGAAGGGUCAAGAAACAGGGCUUUGCAAUACUGCCUCUGGAUAGAAAGGCAUGUGCAGUCGCAGGGGGUUAUGGGUUCGAGGCCGGACAGCGAUAAGGACACAGGAGUAAGUGAUGGCGCUCGGUGUUGGACAGUAUACAGGAUAUACAAGACCCCUUUUUUUUCUCUUUUUUCUUCUUCUCAUAUCUUUGUUUCCUCUUGUUUUUUUGCGUAUUUUACUUUCGCAUUUUCGUCUCCGUACACAGUACUCAGUAGGACCCUCAACCCUCAACAGCUACGACGCCGAGACCGCAGCAAC